GGACGAGUGUGUUCAGGUCACCGAGGGCACCAAGACCAGGGAGAGACACCUGUUCCUCUUUAGCGAUGUCAUCGUCUUCACCAAACUCAAGUCAAGUGCCAGCUAUCGUCUGAAGUACAGCGUGAGCCUUGAGGACAUCUGGCUUUACGGUUUCGAAGAUGAAGCGGAGGAAGAAGAGGGAACAACGGGGGAUAUCGACCUGAGAGCGACCCUCGUCUUGGCCUGGGCUCUCACUUGUUGUCUGGUGUGUUUUCGCUCGUCUGAGGUGAAAGAACGCUGGUUAGAUACUCUUCACAGAACAAUUAAAGACGCAAAAGCGAGGGCUGGUUGCGCUUUUUCACCUCCAGACGUCCUGAUGAAGGUUUUGAGUGGCAGCAUCGCAACUAAAACUCUAACAGGAGGUGGCAUGGAACAAUUCAUUGAGUUUCCACUUGAUGGUGACACAAAGAUCGCUGCUCUGCCAAAACAGUUGAAUAACCAAGAGGACAAGCUGACACAGUCCGCUGAAACCAAGUGGAACCAAGUGGUGAGGAAGCUCAGGAAGGGCUCUAGUUUCAUCAACAAAACAGGCCGAACAGAAACAGACACCAAGACUCAGCUGUUUGGACAGCCCCUUUGCAAGAUAUGCCCAGACGACUCGCUUCCCAAACCAGUCACAGAGAUGCUGGUGCUGCUGAGGAAGAGAGGCCCUUCCACAGAGGGAGUGUUUCGGAAGCCGUGCAGCAACAAGAACAUGAAGGACAUCAGAGAGCAGCUCAACCGAGGCCUGGAGGUGGACAUGGAGGGCCAGCCGGUUGUUCUGCUCGUCGGCCUUCUAAAAAGUUUUCUGAAGGAAAUACCUGGCAGCCUGCUGGUAUCUGAACUUUACGACAACUGGAUGACGGCUCUGGACAACGAGGACACUCAGCAGAGAGCUCUGGAGAUCGGGAAGGUGGUAGAUGAACUCCCAGGGCACAACAAACUCCUGCUGCGGCAUCUAGUCUGUGUCCUCCAUCACAUCCUCGUGAGGGCUAACAUCAACAAGAUGGACGCCCACAACCUGGCGGUGUGUAUCGCCCCCACGCUGCUGCAGCUGGACGGCACCCCGCUGGAUGAGCAGAAGGAAAAGAUGAAGAAGGUCACAGAGCUAACUGAGUUCCUGAUUAAGCACUCCGAGAUACUUGGAGAGAAUAUCCAAAAUCUGCUGGGUAGUGAUGAAGACUCCGUGUCCUCCCAACAUCAUGACUCUGCAUAUGACAGCACCGACCAAGAUGGAGAUGGAGAGGUGGGGGAGAGUGCCAGCUCCAGCCGUGGAGGGUCUGGCUCAUCUUCUUCUCUCAGUCCCUGCACCACCAGCUCUACUUGGGCAUCUGAUGGUAUCUUCGACCAAAAGACACCAUUCAACCGUCGCUGCUCUGAGCCCAUCAUCCUCCUCUCACCUGAUCUUGACAACCUGUGUGGCCAUGCCAGGAGCCAUGAGGACUGCUCAUUGGAGAGGACAGACUUUGAGGAUCAGCCUCUAAAAAAGCAGAUCUCCAAUGACUCCUUCUUGCUCAGGCGACGAGGGGGACCCGAGCCAGUUCUGUCUUUUCGGAGUAGCAGUUCCAGCAAGGAUCAGUUUGUCUACAUAGCAGGUAAUCAUGUCAAGGACUGCUCAAGCUCCUCCCUUGAGAGCGCUGCCUCAAACCAAUCAGAGGGCUCUGUUUUCACCAGUUCCCCAGUGGGGUCACCAGCCUGCCCCAGAAGAGCAAAUAACACCAAGCAGCCUUCAGUGGCCGCAAAGGCUAAACAGGACAAUGCCAAGUCGAUUUCAGGUGAGAAGAGGCGUUCACAGUCCAUGAAAGUGGCCAGUAAAGUCCUAAUGAGGACCAGGAGUUUAGGAACCUUCAACAGGAGCAGCCUGAAGAAAGACACUCAGAAGGAAAACUCCUUCCCUUGUGAAACGCUCCAGGAGGACUCUCAGAGUGAAGCAGAUCCACCAGCUGAGCUUCUGCACAAACCACGCCAGUCAGCCAUUAAGAUGUUUAAGCAGAUGGACAGCAGGCUGCCCUGCAGUCCCCCAUCAUACGAGCAGGCGGUGCAGAAUGUGGGUCUCCCUACACAGUAUAGAGCAAUGACAGUACAAGACGCCAUAGAGCUGGAGAGGAAGUCACGCCCAUCCUCUGUAAAUUAUGAUUUCCCACCUACCGGCUCUGUCAACCAGUACAUAGACUGUUUCGCUCAAGCAGCACAGGACAAAGACAAUGUUGUCAAGUGGCAGAAGCGUUUCCGCCCGAGAGCCAUGUCUGAGUCUGUGUCUGCAGGCCGUCAUGAGGUUGUGUCACGGAGAUGUAGUCAGCCGGUGUUUGAGGAAUUUUCUUACGCCAAGGAGUCUUAUGUUUGAUUUACAUACGUUUUUAGUUAUACAGACAUUUUCUUUAAGGCAGAACUGCAAGUGAGCAACCCAGCAACCUUCUUCUUUGUUUUAUUCCUUCAGGGGCACAUCUUGCAUGGACUUAGAAGGUUAGGCAGGCUGACUUUCUAACCUAGACAACUUAUUGUGUUUAAUAACAAAAAUGCGUAGCUUUAUAACGGCAGCUACUUUCUACCCUAGUCCUUACCUUUUCUCUGUUCUUUGGUUGGUUGGACAGAGAAACUGUGUUUUAAGGCCCUGCCCGCUGAGCAACUCUUUGUCAGAGCAGUGUUUGUAUAAAAAAUGUCCAAUCUAUUAAUUUUUCACUGUUUCACUUUGAAUGAAUGUCAGCUAUAUGCCGCCUCUAUGGUGCAAUGUCUACGUAGUACUAUUUAGAGUACAAACAUUAAAAUGUAUGUUUAAUGAUAGAUAUUUAGUCUAUCACAGUGAAGCUAUGAAAACACAGUUUGCUGUGGAUAAAAUAUGCUAAGACUUUCUAUGUUUUAUUGAUAUAGUGAUAUGUACAGUAUAGCAUGUUGCACACAAUGCUAUUUUUUUUUUUUCCUCUUCACCUUGCAGGGUCUCCUUCUUUCACUACAUUAAAGCACUUUUCUGAUAAUGACCUAUGCUUUGUAAAUAGAGUCAAAUAGAUAUAGUUUGGUAACCUUUGCAAAGGGGUCUUCCAGAGCAUAAAUGGUUUUAGUUAACCGCAUAAGAAAAUUGAAGAAAAACAAAUCAAUAAA
Molecule: messenger RNA, 3114 nt
Organism: Xiphias gladius (swordfish)
Lineage: Eukaryota; Metazoa; Chordata; Actinopteri; Istiophoriformes; Xiphiidae
Gene: tagapb
Product: T cell activation RhoGTPase activating protein b
Exons: 12
Coding region: 356-2362 (668 amino acids)
Biological process (GO): signal transduction; regulation of Rho protein signal transduction
Molecular function (GO): GTPase activator activity
Source: RefSeq, a predicted model, not a curated record